AAGUCACAGUUCUGAGAGGCCUGGGGGAAAACCCUCCCAGCAGGAAUCCCAGGGUGCCAGGAAAUCCUGCCAAGGCCACACCCCACCCCGGGCCAAUAAAUGUGCAGAGUCAUCCUGGCCCUGGCACCUGGGCAGCUGACAGAGGCCCAAGGAUCAACGGAGGCUUUUGCAACCAUUUGUACAGGGGGGGAAGCCCAAAGUGUUUGGCUUGAGGGGGAUAGAGGAAGUCAGAGAGAGACAGACAGAGGGAGACAGAGACACGGAGAGAGACAGAAACACACAGAGAGACAGGAGACAGAGAAGGAUAGGACUAGACAUGGCACCUCCAUGGGUCCCCGCAGUCGGUUUCACGCUGUUCCCGAGCAUUGGGGGAAUGCUGGGAUCCCGGGUCACAAGUCGGGAGGUUCCAACGUGGUACGCAACUCUGAAGAAGCCGUCGUGGCAUCCGCCCUACUGGUCGCUGGGUCCCGUCUGGGGAACGUUGUACACGGCUAUGGGGUAUGGCUCCUACCUGGUUUGGAAAGAGCUGGGGGGCUUUACAGAGAAGGCCCUGGUACCGCUGGGACUCUAUGCGGGGCAGCUGGCUCUCAACUGGGCCUGGCCACCCUUGUUCUUUGGUGCCCACCAGAUGGGCUGGGGCCUGGUGGAGAUCAUCCUGACCAGUGGGGCAGCAGUGGCCACCACUGUGUCCUGGUACCCAGUGAACCGCACGGCUGCCCGCCUCAUGUACCCUUACCUGGCCUGGAUGGUGAUGGCCACGACCCUCAAUUACUGCGUCUGGCGGGAUAACAAAGACAAGAAGCGUCACCCUCAUGCUGAAUAAAGGAGCUCUGGGGCUUCUGUUCCACACGGUCCCAGAACCGAGAUGGGUUCCGCUCAAGCUGACUCGAGGCUCUCAGUUGGAAGCCGCCUUCUUAAAGCGGGUCAGCUUGGCAAGGAAGCAAAACACAUUCCCUCUGCGGUGGGACAUCUCAUUUUAAAAUUCCCCACUGGUGUCUCCGGAUGUAGAAAAUGGGGCUGGCCAGUUUGGGCUCCCUCAGUGACCCUCGCGACAGCCCUUUUGUCUGUCAGCAAUAGGGCUAAGCCAAGCUUGGUCCACCAUUUUGCUCAUACUGUAGUGGCUCAUGCUGCAACUUUUAUAUGCAAUAAAUUUCUCAACAGCU
Molecule: messenger RNA, 1163 nt
Organism: Antechinus flavipes (yellow-footed antechinus)
Lineage: Eukaryota; Metazoa; Chordata; Mammalia; Dasyuromorphia; Dasyuridae
Gene: TSPO
Product: translocator protein
Exons: 4
Coding region: 317-823 (168 amino acids)
Cellular component (GO): endoplasmic reticulum; membrane
Molecular function (GO): cholesterol binding
Source: RefSeq, a predicted model, not a curated record